UGGCGUCCUGCAGGAUGUGACGGCGUCGGAGACCUCAGCCUGAGUCCUCAGAGGGUGCUUCUCUGCCCUUGGCUCGUCUCUCAACCCUCGGCAUCUCGGCCUGCGGUCAUUAUGAAUUUGAUUCAGACUGUUCGUGAACACUGGGUUCAUAUCCUGGUACCAAUGGGAUUUGUCUUUGGUUAUUACCUAGAGAAGUGGAGUGAUGAAAAAUUAACUACUUUCCGGAAUAAGAGCUUGUUAUUUAAAAGGGAACUGAAACCUGAUGAAGAUGCUACCUGGAAAUAAAAGUUUUGGCUGAAUUGAGAAAUGUUCGUGUUGAAUAAAAUAUUUUAUGAAAACAAUGAAAA
Messenger RNA from Antechinus flavipes (yellow-footed antechinus), 347 nucleotides. RefSeq names its product NADH:ubiquinone oxidoreductase subunit B1 (gene NDUFB1). Lineage: Eukaryota; Metazoa; Chordata; Mammalia; Dasyuromorphia; Dasyuridae. The record is from RefSeq and is a predicted model, not a curated record. Bases 112 to 285 code for a protein of 57 amino acids. The transcript has 3 exons. Gene Ontology annotation, cellular component: mitochondrion.